AUGGAGGCCGUUGGAGGCGCUGCUUCUAUCCUUGCCAUUGCAGGAGCAGGAAUCCAAAUAUCACUAAAGCUGAUCGCGUUCGCGGACCAGAUCGGAACGGCAUCCAAGAGGAUCCAAGAUGUUGGUACAGAUGUCUCGGUCACGGCCGGGACGCUUCGAGAGCUAGGCGAGUUCAUGAACAAGAAGAUGCCUUCUAAGAAAUCGACCGCGAUAUUCAACCCCGAUCAAGUCCAGAAUAUUGUGGCUUCCUCCACUAGAUGCAAAAAAAUAUUCGACGAGCUCAAAAACAUCCUGGGCAAAGCUAGUCAGCAACUGCGGGACGUUUAUAAGAAAAAGACGAAGAGCCAAGACGCAUCUGCAAAGAUCAAAUUGUCGAGACUGGAGCGCAUGAAAUGGCCAUUCUUGCAGCCUUCCAUGGAGUCACUCAAGGGAGCACUGAGAGAUGCUAAAGGCACGCUGACAUUGAUACUUCAAGUCGUUCACCUACGACAUGCCCACACCACAGCCAGCCUCGACCGGGAAGAGCAGAACGAUCUCAUUCGGAUGAUAGCUGCAAUGAGGCGGCAACAGCUGAUCUCAAAAUGUGGUGGUGGAGGCGGCUAUCAAGAUUUAGACGCCGGCGAUACCGAGGACUCUGACUCCAGGAAUUCUUCAGAAGUUCGAAAUAUAUUGGAAGCUUGGUCUGUUACUCCCAACACCUCGUCUGACGAAAGCUUCCAAAAUUUCCUAAUCACGCCAAUACCGAUAUCUCAGCAACAAAUUGAAAGAGCAUUGGAAACUUCGCCACAAGCUUUUCGUGAGAUUGCUUCGAUGAUAGAUAGCUUGUCCGUUCCGGAACGGGACGCCAUACUCGGAAGGGUCCUAGGUAACAAUCGAUCACACCCAGAUGACCCAACCAUGCGGUCAAUCUCAUCUCAAAGCUGGACAGGCUCUCAUGACUUGUUUGGGAACGUCACUAGUCGCAAGUUCAGAUUGAUAAUCGAACGACGAGUUGGCAUAUCCAAAUCCUCAGGGACCAACAUAAAACAUAAAUCGCCUGGCCCCAUCCACAGACAGGGAUAUGCAAUGCAUGAGGCGCAGCAUUACAAGUUUAAUUCUGACCCCCAUGCAUACGUUAGCUAUUCCGAUUCUGACAGCAUCCAUGGGACAGAAGCGGAUAAGCCUGAGCCAAGCCCCUCGCCGCCUGCAGGGGGUAAUGAAAGACGUAGAAGGAGACGUCCAGCUCGAGUACCUCCAGUGCCCUCUCUCGAGACAAGGAGGCGUCCAAGUCAAGCAUACCCAACGGCCUCUUUUUGGAGAAGAAGACCGGAUGAGUGGGAGCGAAAGCAGGACAUCGAUGAGAAGAAGCACAAAGAACAGACGAGUAUUAUCAGGAACAAAAUGAUAGAAAGGCCACCGGUCCACCAGCACGAAGGGGAGAGUCCUGGUAGCCAACGAUGGACGGAGCCGCAAUUCGCCAGCGAACCAUCAGAUGACGAAUUGGUAAGAAGUCUAUUGGCUCAAUACACCAACUUCGAACUUGGAGAACCAUUGGUGCAAGGUAUUGUAACACCACCCCCACCAACCUACGAUGAGGCUUUCGUAAUCCCAAAGAGGGUCCCACAACCGUAUUGA
Messenger RNA from Letharia columbiana, 1614 nucleotides. RefSeq lists its product as uncharacterized. The transcript has a single exon. Gene Ontology annotation, biological process: regulation of DNA-templated transcription. The record is from RefSeq and is a predicted model, not a curated record. The coding region runs from base 1 to 1614 and encodes 537 amino acids. NCBI's taxonomy places the organism in Eukaryota, Fungi, Ascomycota, Lecanoromycetes, Lecanorales, Parmeliaceae.